AUCUUUCAAAGAACAGAUUUACUGAAAUUCCUCCUGAUGUCUGGCUAUUUGCACCACUGGAAACGUUAAAUUUGUAUCAUAACUGUAUCAAAUCCAUUCCAGAAUCUAUUAAAAACCUGCAAAUGCUUACCUACCUUAACAUUAGUCGAAAUCUUUUAUCAACGUUGCCAAAAUACCUGUUUGAUCUUCCACUUAAAGUUCUGGUUGUCAGUAAUAAUAAGCUCGUCUCCAUUCCAGAAGAAAUCGGAAAGUUGAGAGACCUAAUGGAGUUGGAUAUUAGUUGCAAUGAACUUCAGGUUCUUCCGCAGCAGAUAGGAAAAUUGCAGUCACUUAGAGAAUUAAACAUAAGAAGAAAUAAUCUCCAUAUGUUGCCAGAUGAGUUAGGAGACCUUCCCUUGGUAAAGCUGGAUUUUUCUUGUAAUAAAAUUACAGAAAUCCCGAUUUGUUACAGAAAGUUACGUCACUUACAAGUUAUAGUUUUGGAUAACAAUCCAAUGCAGAUACCACCAGCACAGAUAUGUUUAAAGGGUAAAGUACAUAUAUUUAAAUUCCUCAGCAUUCAGGCAUGCCUCAGAAUAGAUAAAAAACCGGAUUCUUUGGAUCUUCCAUCAUUAGGUAAACGAAUCCCCUCCCAGCCACUCACAGACAGCAUGGAGGACUUUUAUCCCAAUAAAAAUCAUGGACCAGACUCUGGCAUCGGAAGUGAUAAUGGGGAUAAAAGGUUGUCCACAACAGAACCAUCUGAUGAUGAUACAAUCAGCCUUCACUCCCAGGUAUCAGAAUCAACUAGGGAACAGACAUUAAGAAAUGACAAUCAUGUAAUGGGAAGUAAACUCGAUCCACAGAAAGACCAGGAGGUGUAUGAUUACAUUGAUCCAAAUGCAGAAGAAGGAGCCGUUCCUGAGCAAGAUGUACAGAUUGGACCAUUGCUGUCUUAUAUUAAGGAACGGGGAAAACAUCCUGAGAAAUGCCAGAAAAUAGAACAGAAUGAGGACUGGGGAGAGGAAAAAAGACUUCAGAAAGAACAGCUACUGACUGAAGACGAUGAUGAACUCAAAGAAGUGACUGACUUGAGAAAAAUAGCAGCUCAGUUACUGCAGCAAGAACAAAAACACAGGCUUCUUAAUCAUUCAGUUUCAGUAAGCACAAGGAACAGGCCGAAGCAGCCAAUGGAAUCUGAAAAAUGUGUCUCAACAGACGAAGUGAGUUCCCCAGUGUCCCCAUACAGCUGGCAGCCACUGGAAAACCAGAAAGAUUCAAUGAAUGAGCAGCAUUGGCCAGAAACACAGCCAGUGAUUUGGCAGAAUGAAGAAAGAAGGAGAAGUAAACAAAUUAGAAAAGAGUAUUUCAAGUAUAAGUCUUCCAGAAAGAGUUCAAGUGGAAAUGAAAAUGAUGAGCAAGACAGUGAUAAUACUAAUGUGUCCCCACAGUCUCCUGUGUCGUCUGAGGAUUAUGAAAGGACAGAUAGUAACACUCAUGGUCCAUUUGGUCUCAAACCAAGGUCAGCUUUCAGCCGUGCAUCUCGCCAGGACUAUGGUGCAGUGGAUCCUGGAUUUACAAUGAGGAGGAAAAUGGAGCAUUUAAGGGAAGAAAGGGAACAAAUAAGACAGCUUCGCAAUAAUCUUGAAUCAAGGUUAAAAGUAAUUUUGCCAGACGACAUUGGAGCAGCACUGAUGGAUGGAGUAGUUCUUUGCCAUUUAGCCAAUCACAUAAGGCCACGUUCUGUUGCCAGCAUUCAUGUACCAUCGCCAGCAGUGCCUAAACUCAGUAUGGCAAAGUGCCGAAGAAAUGUUGAAAACUUUCUUGAUGCUUGCAAAAAAUUGGGCGUUCCACAGGAGAGACUUUGCUUGCCUCAUCACAUUCUGGAGGAAAGGGGUCUGGUGAAGGUUGGCCUCACAGUUCAAGCUCUGCUUGAAUUGCCAACUUUGAAAGUAUCUCAGCUUUCUUCCAUGUGA
This is a messenger RNA of Phaethon lepturus (White-tailed tropicbird), 1955 nucleotides long. It is a transcript of the gene LRCH2, whose product is annotated as leucine-rich repeats and calponin homology (CH) domain containing 2. The record is from RefSeq and is a predicted model, not a curated record. NCBI's taxonomy places the organism in Eukaryota, Metazoa, Chordata, Aves, Phaethontiformes, Phaethontidae. The transcript has 20 exons. Gene Ontology annotation, molecular function: protein binding. The annotation marks the transcript as partial.